Molecule: messenger RNA, 342 nt
Organism: Penicillium chermesinum
Lineage: Eukaryota; Fungi; Ascomycota; Eurotiomycetes; Eurotiales; Aspergillaceae
Exons: 1
Coding region: 1-342 (113 amino acids)
Source: RefSeq, a predicted model, not a curated record
AUGUCGGGUCUAUUGCACGAUAUUGAAGACACGAUAACCGAUCACGAUCGGGCCUCGAGCAGCAGCUCAAAUGAUACUGGUAACAGACUUGGAGCAAGUGGUGAGGACAAUAGAUCCCCGGACCUGCUGCGACGAUCCCCGCUGAUCAUUUCACCAGAACAACGCGAUAAAAAUUCAUCAGCACCGUCGGACGACAAUAAUAUUCCCUCAGCCAAGGACUUAGUGCAUGAUCCCAAUGCGCCUGACGAUGAGAAUACGAAUGAGGAUCAGUGCGCCCUGUAUUCGGGCGGAAGGAGAAUGACUAUGAAACAGGACACUCUCCUGUUCAGCCACGAGCGAUAA